AUGGACGACGUGAAGGAGGAGAAACCGUCAGAGACCCCUGAGGGGCCUCUCGCGUCUGGCGAGCAACAAAUUGUGAUAUCCUUGGAGGGAGAGAUUGUCAACGCCUCGGGCCAUGUCGACCAGCUGAAUCGUCAGUAUGGCCUUUUGAGUAUUCUGGGUCUCGCGUUGACGGUGGACAAUGCUUGGGUCGCGCUGGGGACCUCGCUCGCCGUUUCUAUCUACAACGGAGGCGCGGCUGGCGUGAUAUGGGAGUUGUGGAUUGCGGCAUUCUACUACAGCUUCAUCAACGCGUCCAUUGCCGAGCUCGCGUCGUCGGUGCCGUCUUCGGGCGGUGUCUAUCACUGGGCGACCAUCACCGCCGGACCCAGAUGGGGUCGUCCUGUGGGCUUCUUCGCCGGCUCUCUGAACUAUUUCGGCUGGCUCUUUGACCUGGCGUCCAUCGCAUACAUCAUGUCGGAGCUGUGCGUCCAAAUGUACGCACUGUACCAUCCGAACUAUGUCAUUCAGCCGUGGAAUCUCUUCGUGGGCUUGCUGUGCAUCAUCGUGCUGUGUCUGACGGUCACUAUCUUUUUCAACAACACCUUGGCGUAUCUUCAGCAGUUCGGCCUGUUCAUUGUCACCGUAGGCGGCAUCGUCACCAUCAUCGUCCUCGCCGGGAUGCCGUCCAAACAUGCGUCCAACCGAUUUGUCUGGACCGACUUCCAGAACAACACGGGUUGGAGCGGCGGGGUGGCUUUCUUGACCGGUGUUCUCAACGGGGCUUUCACCAUCGGAACAGCUGACGGGGUGACACACAUGGCGGAAGAGCUUCCCAACCCCAAACGCGACCUACCCAAGGCCAUCUUCGCCCAGAUUGGCCUCGGAUUUCUCUACGCCUGGUGUUUCGCCAUCGCCCUGUUCUACGGUGUCAACGACCUCGUCGCGGUCCAGAACAGCAACGGAUCGUUCCCCCUGGCGGAGGCUUACGCGCAAGCGACCGGCAGCCGUGGUGCAACAUUCGGCUUGCUUUUCAUCAUCUUUUUGUCACUUGUUCCCUGUCUGAUCGGGACGUUCUUGACCGUCGGACGGACCUGGUGGGCGCUGGCUCGCGACAACGCGACCCCGUUCGCGGGCUUCUUCUCGCACGUCAACGAACGGCUGAGCUGUCCCAUCGAGGCCACCCUCUUGACGGGUCUGUUGACCAUCGGUCUCUGCGCCAUCACGCUCGGCAGCAAGACCGCCUUCAACGACUUGGCCGGGUCGUUUGUCGUCCUCAGCAGCGUUUCGUACGUCGUGACCAUCCUGCCGAACAUCAUCACGCGGAGGAAGUACAUGCCGGUCGGGCCCUUCAACCUGGGCAAGUGGGGCUACCUGGUCAACGGCCUCGCGGUGGUGUUUAUAAUCUUCUUCGACACCUUCUACUGCUUCCCGUACGCUCUCCCCACGACGGUGGACUCGAUGAACUACAACUCGGUCAUCCUGGUCGGGGUGGUCGCGCUCACGACGUUCUGGUGGUUCUUCCACGCCAUCCGCAAGUACGACGGGCCCAACGUGGGCAAGAUGAUCCAGGCGAACACCAUGGAGGCGCGCCGAGCGUCAAAGGUAUAG
Molecule: messenger RNA, 1587 nt
Organism: Fonsecaea erecta
Lineage: Eukaryota; Fungi; Ascomycota; Eurotiomycetes; Chaetothyriales; Herpotrichiellaceae
Exons: 2
Coding region: 1-1587 (528 amino acids)
Biological process (GO): transmembrane transport
Cellular component (GO): membrane
Molecular function (GO): transmembrane transporter activity
Source: RefSeq, a predicted model, not a curated record